Molecule: messenger RNA, 800 nt
Organism: Gastrolobium bilobum
Lineage: Eukaryota; Viridiplantae; Streptophyta; Magnoliopsida; Fabales; Fabaceae
Exons: 5
Coding region: 84-614 (176 amino acids)
Source: RefSeq, a predicted model, not a curated record
UGGCAUGGUGCUUAAACCCUAAAGUUUGUCGCGCUCAACUGAUUGGAUUUCAAAGAGACUGAGGGAAACUCGAAAUCGCAACAAUGUCAGAUAGAGAAGACAACGAUUCCGACGCCCCUGAGGAAUUCACAGCUGAGCAGGGUAUUCAACAAGACGAAGAGAUUCGAAAGAUUCAAAGAGAAAAUAAGGCCAGGGUUGUUCGUGAAAGAAAAGAACGUCGGAGGAAAUUGGCCCAAUCUCGACCAUCCAAAGCUGAUGAAAACUCUCAAGAUGUUUCAGGCACUGAACCUCAGCAAGAAUCAAAUACAGCUGCGGGGUUUCUUCCCGACAACAUUGUCCAAAUGCUUGCAGCUCGCGAGAAACAAGUGUUCUUAUCUGACAGUGACGAGGAGAAAGAUGAAAUGAAGCCUACCGCUUCAAGGAAGAAAAAAUCAAAGAAGUCAGGUUUUGAACCUCUUAUUUUGAGCGAAGUAGGUCCUCCUCAAUGCUUACAGAGCGCGUUAGAGUUCUUAAAAAAAAGGAAACUGUCAGUUCAAAGAUCGUCUUCAGUUUUGAACAAUUCCAACCAAGCAUUGCGUCUCCUCUCUAGGUCAGGGGUGCUACGCCGGAAAUGAGGAUUUUUAUAUAUUUACCAAAAAGAAUGAGGUGUUAGUGUUGCAAUACUUAUUUUUAACUUGUUAUCUUUGGUGCUUCUGUUGGUCUUGUGAACUGAAUUGUAACAUAAAGAUAUCCUAAAUGUUAGUUACAGUUAAUUAUCCACUCGUGCUCUUUGCCGCAUAGAACACGCUCCUCAAACCUUG